GUUUUGAGUGACAAGAAAGGACCAUUUACGAAUCGAAAGAGGUCAGAGCGAUGGAAUCACUGGACCCGCACCAACGCCCUCCAGAUGGAAUUCGAAAUGUCUAUAAGAAAUAUCAGAAGAUGAAGUCCACCCAGCUAGAUGGCGACGCAGACAUUGUGGAUCCAGAAAGAGAUAUAUUGAGAGAGGAAAAUACGAAGGUGAGAACGGUCAGAGAAAUAAAUCCCCAACAAUUGAGGGGCGCUUUCCGGAAAUUUGUGGAUGUAGAAGUCGACAUCCCCGAUGCUCCCAUUCCGGUUUACGAACACGCAGAUAUGCCCGGCCUCCACAUCCUCCCCGCACUCCUCCCUCCCCCCGUCCAAUCCACCCUCCUCUCCCGCCUCCUCCACCGCGACCUCUCCAACCCCACGCACCUCACAAACAUCCACACACACUACACCCUCUCCUACCCGCCCAACCACUCCUCCUUCUUCUCCCUCCCUCCCACCCACCCCACCCCCAUAGCCCACCCACUGGACCCAACCAUCCACAAACCCCUCCCCAUCACGCCCCUCCUAACCAAAAAGCUCCGCUGGAUGACCCUAGGCGGCCAGUACGACUGGACGCUGAAACGGUAUCCGGCAACGCCUCCCCCGGCAUUUCCACCAGACAUCGGGGAUCUCCUGGAGGGCUUGUUUCCGGAGACGAGGGCCGAGGCGGCGAUUGUGAAUCUCUACUCGCCGGGGGAUACGCUGAGCGUGCAUCGCGAUGUGGCCGAGAGGUGUGGGACGGGGUUGAUUAGUAUAUCGCUGGGGUGCGAUGCCUGCUCUGUAUAUGAGUGGGGAGAGCCGGUUCGCCUGGCAUGGUGUACCGCAGAUUGUGCCGGGGACGUGCCCGGGGUAUUUGGAGGCGUGGCCGGGUGGAAGUGGAGGAGAAGGGGAAUAUGA
Westerdykella ornata is the source of this 923-nucleotide messenger RNA. RefSeq names its product oxidoreductase domain-containing protein. Gene Ontology annotation, cellular component: cytoplasm; nucleus. Lineage: Eukaryota; Fungi; Ascomycota; Dothideomycetes; Pleosporales; Sporormiaceae. The transcript is spliced from 3 exons. The coding region runs from base 51 to 923 and encodes 290 amino acids. The record is from RefSeq and is a predicted model, not a curated record.